Molecule: messenger RNA, 825 nt
Organism: Gossypium arboreum
Lineage: Eukaryota; Viridiplantae; Streptophyta; Magnoliopsida; Malvales; Malvaceae
Product: oleosin H2-like
Exons: 1
Coding region: 77-652 (191 amino acids)
Biological process (GO): lipid storage; response to freezing; seed oilbody biogenesis
Cellular component (GO): monolayer-surrounded lipid storage body; membrane
Source: RefSeq, a predicted model, not a curated record
UCCUUUUUUAUUCUAUUUUCAUUUCAGUGAAGGACAAGAAAAAAAUUUUAAAAAAAAAAAAGAACCCUCUGCAGCCAUGGCUGAGCAUCACCAGCAAUUGCGCCGAACUGAUGACAUGAAGAAUUUCUUCCAUGAAAAUGGACCCUCAACAUCAAAAGUUCUUAUGGUUGCCACCCUCCUUCCUGUUGGUGGCAUCCUCCUCUUGCUUGCUGGUUUGAGCCUUAUUGGAUCCCUCAUAGGUCUUGCUAUUGCCGCCCCACUUUUCCUUAUUUUCAGCCCUGUUUUGGUACCUGCUGCUUUUCUCAUUGCGGGUUCCAUAGCCGGAUUCUUGACCUCCGGAGCAUUUGGGAUCACUGGACUGUCAUCGCUGUCGUGGAUUGCUACUUAUAUUCGUGGAAGCAGGGGCUAUAUGUCUCAGGGGCUAGACCCAGUGAAGUGGCCCUUGCCGGACACGGCAGUGAGUAUGGAGCAGAAGAUCCAGAAUAGGAGCCAAGGAGGAGGAAGGAUCUCUGAGGGAGGCAGAGAACAGGAAGGUGGCAAGAGUACGACACAAGAAGGUGGCAAGAGUACGACACAAGAAGGUGGCAAGAGUAAGACACAAGAAGGUAGUAAGAAUAGGACACAAGAAGGUGGAAACAAGACUGUGGGUUGAAGUUUCCUAUUGUAGCAGUCGGCUGAUAUGCUAGAAAGUAAUCUAUCAAUUUUGUUGCUCUGUUCUGCUUCUAUGCUUAUGUCCUUGUGCUGCUCUAUGUGGUUGUAUAUUGUAACUUGUAAGCAGCUCUCUGUAUUCAAAUAAAUUCCUGGUCAUUUUCUUUUCGUUUUCAA